CCGAUAAAAAUGGAAUCGAAGUUUGCUGCAGCUCGAGAAGGAAAGAGCAAUGUCUCUGCUAAACCCCUCAACCUUCCUUCCUCUUUCUACACCUGCCAAGCUCUCACUGCCCCAAAACUUAUAUUUCCCUCGAAAACUCCAUUCCCUCUCCCCUUCCUUCCUUUCCUCUUACAUCACCCAGAACGACGACGUCGACGAUGAAGAACACGUUAUCGGCGAUUGCCUCGUCUUUGAAGACGGCGCUUUCGAAGACCCUCAUCUCCAAGCUGACUCCACCAGCUUUGGAAAUCCCAAUACGAGCACAGGAAUUGGUAAAACAAAACCCAAGAAGAAGAAGAAGAAGAACAAGGAGAAACAAUCGGUAGAAAUUGAGGCUGAGAAUUUGGUUCCGGAGCAAUGGAGACAUGUUCAAGAGGAGAUCAAUGUAACCAAGAAAGAGAGGCGGAAAAUGGCGCAGCUGUUGGAGUUUGGGAGCAGAGUUGAGAAGAAGAGGCAAGGUUUGGUCCCUAUAAGGAACGUAAAUAUGCAAGAAUACUUGAAGUAUAAAGAGGCUAAAUUGGCUCAGUUGAACCCUGUGGUUCUUGAUAAUCCUUCGAGUUUUCCCGUAAAGGAGGAGGAGAAGGAGAACGAGGAAGGAUCAAAAGAGGCUGAGAUGAAUCUGCCUUCUUCGAGUGAGCGUGUGGCGCCUAAGAAUCCCAGGUGGGCAGUUUACGGAAGGGGUUUCGAGGAUGUUGCUGAGUUGUUCAGCAGCGAGAAUUACCAGCCGGGCGAGAACAAAUCCGAAGGCCGACGUAAGCUUUUUACAAAGGAGGAAAAAUUUAUGUUAAAUAGGCGUGUACCUGAUCUAGCGACUGCUACUUCUGGAAAGUGGCUACCUCUUCACACUCUUGCUGCUUCAGGGGAGUUCUACCUCGUUGAUGCUUUAUUAAAACACAAUGUUGACAUCAAUGCUGUGGACAAGAAUGGUUUAACUGCAGUUCACAAAGCAAUCGUUGGAAAAAAACAGGCCAUUACCAAUUACCUUUUAAGAGAAUCAGCUAAUCCAUUUGUUCGUGAUGAAGAUGGGGCCACCUUGAUGCAUUAUGCUGUCCGUACAGCAUCAACUCCUACAAUUAAACUUCUUCUUUUAUAUAAUGUAGAUAUAAAUCUUCAGGACAAUGAUGGUUGGUCACCAUUGCACCUUGCUGUUCAAGCAAGGAGAACUGAUAUAGUGAAGCUUUUAUUAAUUAGAGGAGCAGAUAAGAUGCUGAAAAACAAGGAUGGAUUAGCCCCACUGGACCUUUGCCUUUACUCUGGUCGGGACACAAUAACAUAUGAACUGAUCAAGCUAUUGAAGCAGCUUCCGAAGCCCCGAUAACCAAGGAUUAUCGAUGUUCCAGAGGCCCUUGAAAGCCAUGGCAAAUACUUUCACCCUCAUUCAGGUUUACUUGAAACUAGAUACCGAUGAGACAACUGGGACCUGACCAGCGUUUACGGGUGAGAAGAAUAUUGAUGGGCUUGUGACAUGUAAUUAUUAUGUAAUUAUGAGAAAUGAUCAAACCAAUAGUCCCCCAUUCUUCUCUAAAACUGCGUACCAUGUAUAAUUUUAUUGUUACAUUUAAAGCAUAGGCGAGGAAAUGAGCUUUGUAAGUACAUAUUGGGUAUUGCAGUCGCUAGUGCUGGCUUUUAGAUA
Molecule: messenger RNA, 1672 nt
Organism: Theobroma cacao (cacao)
Lineage: Eukaryota; Viridiplantae; Streptophyta; Magnoliopsida; Malvales; Malvaceae
Gene: AKRP
Product: ankyrin repeat protein
Molecular function (GO): protein binding
Source: RefSeq, a predicted model, not a curated record